Malus domestica (apple) is the source of this 1023-nucleotide messenger RNA. RefSeq names its product pentatricopeptide repeat-containing protein At5g13270, chloroplastic. Gene Ontology annotation, biological process: RNA modification. Gene Ontology annotation, cellular component: intracellular membrane-bounded organelle. Lineage: Eukaryota; Viridiplantae; Streptophyta; Magnoliopsida; Rosales; Rosaceae. The record is from RefSeq and is a predicted model, not a curated record. Gene Ontology annotation, molecular function: zinc ion binding; RNA binding; protein binding.
AUGUCGAUGUUUUCGAAAACGAUACAAUCUGAGAUAAUGAUUAGACCGAACGCAUCGAAUUUUAAUGGCAUCUUAAGUUCCUUGACUGAGGAAUCACUUUUGGAGCUUGGGAGACAGAUACAUUCUUAUGUGAUAAGAAGUGAAAUGAGUAGUAAUGUUUCGGUUGAAACGGCGAUUGCAAACAUGUAUGUGAAGUGUGGGUGGUUAGAGGGUGCUAGGAUUGUUUUCGAUAGGAUGGAAGAAAGGAAUGCUGUGGUUUGGACUGGGUUGAUGGUGGGCUAUACUGAAGACGAAAAAUUAGAGGAGAUUUUGGAAUUAUUGGACUGUGCCAAUCGAGCAUUUGAAUCGAUAGAUAAACCUGAUUCUGCGGCCUGGACUGCCAUAAUAUGUGGUUAUGCUUAUCACGGCAAUGUCUUUGAAGCUCUUACGCUUUUCAAAAUAAUGCAGAAUUCAGGUGUAAAGCCAAAUUCAAUAACAUUUAUAGCAGUUUUAGCUGCUUGCAGCCAUUCGAGUUUGGUCACAGAGGGAAAGCAGUAUCUGGAAUCAAUGAGUAAAGGAGGACCAACCAUUGAUCAUUACGAUUGUAUGAUUGACGAAGAAGCUGUAUUUUAUAGAAGAAUGAUGCCUGAAAGGAACUUGAGGAAAGAAAUCGGAUGCAGCUGGAUUACCGUCAAGGGCAAAAAGCAUCGGUUUAUAGUGGGCGAUCAACACCAUUCUCACAUAGAACAUAUAUACUCGAAACUGAAGGAGCUGAGCAUUUUUUUCAGGGAUGCUGAAGAUUUGUUUCUUACCGAGGAGGACGCAUUGAACGGUUUUCCCGAAAGGAAAGAACAGCUUCUUCACCACAAUGAGAGACUUACCAUAGCAUUUGGGCUUAUUUCCACACCAGGUGAUGCCCCUAUUGUGGUUUUUAAGAACAUCAGGGCGUGCAAUGAUUGCCAUGAGUUCGCAAAACAUGUUUAUGUGGUAACGGGGCGUGCAAUUGUUGUGAGAGAUGUUGAAAGUACAACACCAGCCCAAUAA